AUGGCUUGUGUAGCUGUAGCUUCUCUUCUCAGAACAAUAGAGCUUGAGUUCUUGCAAUAUAAGCCUCGUCCACUUGUACUGCGCAAUCAUCUCAUCUCUUUCAACAAACACUUGAUCCAAUCUUUCCACCAAAACCUUGGAUUUCUCAUAACCCAAUUCGAUGACAAAAGAAUCAAUAUGGAUGGUGUUGAAGCAGUUAAACACUUGGAAAUGAAGCUGAGGGAUUUAGCGAUCAGAGUGGAAGAUGAAAUCGAAAUCCUAGUAGCACAGCUUUAUGAUGAAGAGGUCGAUGAUGAAUAUUUAGUUGGAAUAGCAGAUCUCUUUGUGGAAGAGAAAGAUGAACUCGGAGUAGAAGAUCUGUACGUGGAAAAACAACAGAGGGACACAGAUGAGGAGAAGACUAAGCCUUGUGUGAAACUUGGUCAAGUUUUUCAAAGUGCAAUGGAACAAAUUGAAGCCAUCAAGGAAGAGUUGCUGAAAUUCAAGGCAGAAGGAAGAAAGACAGCCCAUGAUGUUCUACAAAGGUCUCAACUUCUUUCCUCCCACCAUGCUUCACACUCCAAGGAACAAAUGGUCGGGAAAAAACACGAGUUUGAGAUAAUCAAGAAGCUGCUAACUGAACUUAUUGGAUCUAAAGAAAAAAAAGUUGUAUCAAUUAUAGGUAUGGGAGGAAUCGGUAAGACAACUUUGGCCAGACAAGUUUAUGAAGAUCCAUCAGUUUCUAUCCACUUUGACGUUCGAGCCUGGGUUGUCGCAUCACAGCUUCACAAUAAGAGGCAAAUGCUUGUAGGUCUUCUUAAUUCAAUUUCCAAACAAGACAUCCUAGAAAACUCCACUGAUGAGGAUCUUGCUUUAAAACUCUACCAAUUUUUAAAGCAUCAAAGGUACAUGGUUGUGAUUGAUGAUGUGUGGAGUCGUGAGGCAUGGGACGAUGUUCACAAUUGCUUUCCUGAUGAUGGAAAUUGGAGCCGAGUAUUGUUAACUACUCGCCUCGCAGAGGUGGCAAAUUAUACUAGCUUCGACAAUGACUUUUCUCAUCAUAUGCAAUUAUUGGAUCAAGUUGAUAGUUGGAAUUUUUUCUGUGAAAAGGCAGGUAAAUCUCGUGGUGCUGAAUUUGAGAUAAUCUGGAGGCCAAUUGUUGAAAAAUGCAAAGGAUUGCCUCUAGCAAUAAUUGUGGUUGCCGGACUGUUCUCCAAACUCAACACACUAAAUGAGUGGGAGAAUAUUGCAAAAGCUCUAGAUUCUUCUACAACAACUAUAGCGGCAACAUGUUUAAAAAUACUAUCACUGAGCUACAAUCACUUGCCUCACCACUUAAAGGCAUGCUUUUUAUAUUUAGGGGUUUUUCCAGAAGAUCAUAAGAUAAAGGCUAAUGAGCUUUCAAGAUUAUGGUCUGCGGAAGGACUUGUAAAGGCAUCCGAGAAUGAAAACUUUGAUGUAGUGGCUGAAAGGACGUAUACAAAUAAUAUUGCGGAUCUCGUCCAUUUAAGAUAUAUAUCACCAGUGUUUAGUGAUGAAUACAUUAUGGAACUGUUCAAGGCUUGGAAUCUUCAAACUAGUCUUUCUUGGUUGCACCCUGAACAUUGCACAAAAGAAUUCUUUACACAUGUUCCAAAUGUAAAGAAGAUACGGAUUGAGGGUGGAAAAGGAAAGUGCAAUGAUUGCAUCGAGAACCUUGUCAGUUUACAGCAGCUGGAGAGACUGAAUAUUAAUGCUAAUGAAUGGGAUUAUACGAGUCCAAACAUCCAGAUUAACAACCAUAUUGUUCCCUUGAAAAGCCUUAAGAGGUUAAAAUUUGAAGGUAAUCAUUUUGAGUGGAAUGGAAUUAAUAUUCUUUGCAAGUUGCCUAGGUUAGAAGUGCUCAAGUUAAGGAAAGUGGCAAAGAAUGGGAGCUACCAGAGGAUGACAAAUUCUGCCCAGUUAAUUUAUUUGGAAAUUUUUUCAACUCAUCUCAAAGAUUGGAAAGCCACUGGUGAUCAUUUCCCCGACCCUCCAACACCUCUCCCUUGA
Molecule: messenger RNA, 2010 nt
Organism: Ipomoea triloba (trilobed morning glory)
Lineage: Eukaryota; Viridiplantae; Streptophyta; Magnoliopsida; Solanales; Convolvulaceae
Product: putative late blight resistance protein homolog R1B-17
Exons: 3
Coding region: 1-2010 (669 amino acids)
Biological process (GO): defense response to other organism
Molecular function (GO): ADP binding
Source: RefSeq, a predicted model, not a curated record